Messenger RNA from Metarhizium acridum CQMa 102, 1665 nucleotides. RefSeq lists its product as uncharacterized. The record is from RefSeq and is a predicted model, not a curated record. NCBI's taxonomy places the organism in Eukaryota, Fungi, Ascomycota, Sordariomycetes, Hypocreales, Clavicipitaceae.
AUGACGGUCCACGCUGCUCGCUUCACCCCAGAGGUGCUCCUUUCUGCGCCUCGCCGUUCGGCUGGUGUUCCGAACUCGACGGGUGAGCUGGUGCUUUACACCGUUUCUGCGUACUCGUUCGAGACUCACUCCAAGUCUUCUCAGAUCAGAGUCCUCAACAUCAAAGAAGGCACCUCACACCUUGUUUCUGAGGACUCGGGCGCUAGCGACCCAGUUUGGAUUGGCGAGAAGGAGGUCAUGUAUCUCAAGGGUGGUGACAAUGGCUGCACCAUGAUUAUGGCCCAGCGGGUGCUGGACAACUCGGACCCCAGGACCAAGGUCUUGUCAAACGGCAAGGUCGCCAUUUGCUUCGCCGGACUGACCACUCCCAAGGGGGAGUUGUACUGGCCUCCCGCCGAACACAAGGCCCACGACUCGGCCAAGAUUUACACCUCUCUCUACGUCCGCCAUUGGGAUACCUGGAACACUCCGAAUGAGAAUUCAUUAUGGUACGGCCAACUGGCCAAGAUUGACGGAAGAUGGGCUCUGGAAAGCCCGGGCCUGACCAACCUCUUGGCCGGUACCGACCUUAAGUCUCCUGUUCCUCCAUUCGGAGCCUCUGGCGAUUUUGACAUCUCCGCCCAUGGUAUCUGCUUCGUGGCCAGGGAUCCAAACAUCAAUCCCGCAAGAUACACCAAGACUGACCUCUACUACGUACCCAUCAAGUCGUUUGUUGAGAAACCACCCGCUCCGCUGAUUGUCAAGACUGGCAACUUGGUGGGUUACAGUAUUGCCCCAACCUUUAACAAGAAUGGCAGCAAAAUUGCUUUUGCUAGAAUGAAGAAUAUUCAGUACGAGGCCGACAAGACCAGGUUGCUGCUUGUUCCCGACGUCAACGAUCUUAGCAACGUUCAAGAGUUUUAUGAGACAAGCGAUGGCGAGGGCGGUUGGGACCUGAGGCCAGACUGGAUCGUUUGGAGCCACGACGAAAAGGAUUUGUACGUUGGCGCCGAGAAGCACGGCCAAGUUGUACUCUGGAAGCUCUCCUCUUCUCCCGCCGAUGCUGACGAGCUGCCUAUACCUUUCCACCUGGACGGCUGCGUUAGUGACGCCAAGCUGCUGGGGGAUGGUCCCAGCUUGCUCAUCAGCUCCAAGUCCCGUAUUGAGAGCUCGCUGUACGCUGUUUUGGACCCCACGUCAAAGUCAGUCACCGAGAUCUCGUCAAGUUCCAAAAAUGGCAAGUCCUUUGGUCUUAACAAUUCUAUGCGAGCUGAUUUCUGGUACCGCGGAUCGCUCGGGUACUACGUACACGCUCUCGUUACAAAACCUUCCAACUUUGACCCUUCAAAGAAAUAUCCUCUGGCCUUUCUGAUCCACGGCGGCCCGCAGGGUGCGUGGUUGGAUGAAUGGAGUACACGAUGGAACCCGGCCAUCUUCGCCGAGCAGGGCUACGUUGUCGUUUCCCCUAACCCGACUGGCAGCACUGGCUACGGCCAGAAACACAUCGACGCCAUCACGUGUAACUGGGGAGGCAAUCCAUACGAGGACUUGGUGCUGUGCUUUGAGCACUUGGAAAAGAAUGUGGAUUACAUUGAUACCUCACGAUCAGUGGCGCUGGGAGCUUCGUACGGAGGCUACAUGAUCAGUAUGUAUGGUCCCGACGCCGAGGCGAAGACAGCCCGCUAA